This is a messenger RNA of Aethina tumida (small hive beetle), 1440 nucleotides long. RefSeq names its product ubiquitin-fold modifier 1 (gene Ufm1). Bases 301 to 1308 code for a protein of 335 amino acids. NCBI's taxonomy places the organism in Eukaryota, Metazoa, Arthropoda, Insecta, Coleoptera, Nitidulidae. The record is from RefSeq and is a predicted model, not a curated record. Gene Ontology annotation, biological process: protein K69-linked ufmylation; interstrand cross-link repair. Gene Ontology annotation, cellular component: Fanconi anaemia nuclear complex; cytoplasm; nucleus. The transcript is spliced from 3 exons.
AUUGAAACAACGAAACCAUUAAUAAGUAAAGUUGGAACGAGUUUGAAAACCACUGAUUGUUGUUCCGAUUGACAGUUCAUGUGUUCGUGACUGACUGUCAGUCACAGUUAUAUUGAUAAGUAUUAAAUAGAAACUGUUUUAUUUUGUUUCUUACUCUCUAAAACUUUCGAAGCAUACUAUUAAAUUAUUUGUUAAAUUAUGGCAGCGUCUAAAGUUACUUUUAAAAUCACACUAACUUCCGACCCGAAAUUACCUUUCAAAGUAUUGGUGGCAUUUUGACGGUAGCUACCAAUUGGGAAAAUGAAUGAAGACAGUGCAGGGGCUUUAAAACAAAUCAUUUCGACCGUCGACUCAUUCAUCCUAGUCUAUGAGAACAAAGGGUUCCCUAAAAGUGCCUCACUGGAGGAUGUUAAAAAUGCUUUCAAACUGGGCAAUUUCAUAGAGAAAACAAUUCUCAAUUUCAAAGCAAAAAAUUCUUUGCCACAAUUCAUGAACAUAUUAAACAAGUGUUGGGAAAAUAAUAAUAGAACUAAAAUGUACCCUGAAAUAUUUUUGGAAAAAGCUUGUGAUAGUCUGUUAAAAAACUUUUUUCAAUAUCCUUAUUUGCCUGAAAAAAAUCUGGACAUAGCUAUAAGAAUAUACACAACUUUACACUCUAAAGAAAGAUUGCAAAGUCUCAUCAGUGAAUUAAUUUUACAUCACAGUUCAGUAAAAGUAUUAAUGGACAGUUGUGGGGAUUCACCUGAAAGAGAAUAUCAUGUCUUGUUGGGCAGACUGUUAAGCUUCUGUGAAAGCAGUAAAGGCAAUGAAUUAAAUGAUGAAAUAAACAAAUUUUUAUCAAUAUCAAUGGUGGAGGAAUUUCUAUAUUUAUUGCUUGGAAUUUUAUCAUUAACAGAUUUAAGUGUAAGUCAAAAACAUGUUCAAAAACAAAUAUUAGAGUGUUUAGUUCAAAAAAUGUUAGACAGAAGCAUCCUUUCUAAAAGCUUCUGGAUUACUUUGUGUAAAAUUAUAGACAGAAGUGUAAUAUCAAAAGCUUGUGACAAUCAUAGAGAAUUUUUAAAUUCUUUACUAAAUUUCCUAAUAUUUUUGGGCUCCACUAUGGAUAAAAAUGAAGAAAAUGUAUGGACACCAAACACUACCAUGAGUUAUUGUCCAGAAAUUGGUUUUCACGAUAUACUGCAAAUUUUUAAGUUGAUUUGCAAAGAAAAUUCAGAUUUAAAUUAUUAUGUAGUCAACAGAUUGUAUGAGGCAAAAGACAACACUGAAUGUAUAUUGUGGGAUGAAAUUAGGUUACUUUUAACAAACUGAAGAUUUUAAGAAUCCACUGUUUUAUAUAACUUUAUUCGCAUGUUUAUUAAUUAUUUAUAUUAAGAUUAUUGAAUGAUUCCAUAUUUUAUUGUAUUAUUUUUUUACAUUUUAUAUUAAAACAUUAUAAGUUAU